Necator americanus (New World hookworm) is the source of this 357-nucleotide messenger RNA. RefSeq lists its product as uncharacterized. The record is from RefSeq and is a predicted model, not a curated record. Lineage: Eukaryota; Metazoa; Nematoda; Chromadorea; Rhabditida; Ancylostomatidae. Bases 1 to 357 code for a protein of 118 amino acids. The transcript is spliced from 6 exons.
AUGGAAAUAAAAGGAUCAAGUCAAGUAACUAUGAGCAGUAUCUACCUCUUCGCUGCACUGGUUCUCCUAGUCUCCAAUCAAAGGAGUCUCGCAAGUUUCGAGCAUAUGCAUGGUUUCGAAGAAGCAAUCCCUGUUGGAGUGGAACAUCAUGCACCUCUUGUAGCGGCCGCCCCCGUGGUCGCAGCAGCACCGGUUGUCGCAGCGGCUCCUGCUAUCCCGUACGAAGUGCAUGAACAUCACCAUCAUCCGGCUGAAGUUCAUAGCCAUGUGCAUUCCUUCCACACAGAAGAAAACGAAGAAAUGCUUCACGAACAUGAAAAUGCAACACAAUCAUUGUUUCUCUUACGCAGCAGGUGA